AUGACUGAGCAGUCUGGAGAUGGCUCACUCAACAAGCGACCAACCUUUGGUCAGUGGCUGAAGAUCAGCUGGCCAGACCUAUUGACAUAUCUCGUAAUGGGCGCCAUUGGGCUGACCGUCUUUAACCUCCCGCCUGCGCAAACCCGACGCUUCAGGGUGUACACCUUUGACGGCUCGAUUAGCAGCCCUGAGAUUGCGUACCCCUACGAGAAGGCGCAUAUUCCCACCUGGCUUUCAGCCCUUCUGUCGCUUACUGUUCCAACCAUUGUCUUCCUGCUACUCCAAAUCCGAGUCCGGUCAUUUUGGGACUUCAACAAUGCCAUAUUCGGCAUGCUCUACGCCCUCCUAACUGCGGCUGUCUUCCAGGUCAUCCUCAAGUGGAUAAUCGGAGGUCUACGUCCUCACUUUCUGGCCGUCUGUCAGCCGGACAUCCCACGGAUCAUAAGCGGCUCGCAACUGGGCACAGGGUAUGAUGGGAUGUACUACGAAGCCAGCAUCUGUACGGGCGACCGAGCGCGGAUCAAGGAGGCGCUGCAAUCUUUCCCAUCAGGUCACACUGCUGCCGCGUUCUCGACAGGCCUCUUCACUACGCUCUAUCUCAACGCGAAACUGAAGCUUUGGGCCAACUGCCGGCCCGUAUAUUGGAAGCUCAUUGUCGCGCUGUUACCGCUACUAGGCGGCGUGCUCAUUGGCGGUCAACUCAUCAUAGAUGGAUACCAUCACUGGUACGACGUUAUUGCGGGAGCUGGCAUUGGCAUCGUGACUGGAAUCGGCGCCUACAGAACGGUAUACGCGGGCGUUUGGGAUUGGCGCUGCAACCACAUCCCGCUUGUACGGAGCUGCCCAUACGAGCACGCACAUCUUCAAGGUGCAUCAGCGACGCGGAAAGCUAGUUGGAGAGGUGCGGCGGCAACGGAGAGCAACGCAACUUAA
Baudoinia panamericana UAMH 10762 is the source of this 933-nucleotide messenger RNA. RefSeq lists its product as uncharacterized. The record is from RefSeq and is a predicted model, not a curated record. Bases 1 to 933 code for a protein of 310 amino acids. The transcript has 2 exons. Gene Ontology annotation, biological process: phospholipid metabolic process. Gene Ontology annotation, molecular function: phosphatidate phosphatase activity. NCBI's taxonomy places the organism in Eukaryota, Fungi, Ascomycota, Dothideomycetes, Mycosphaerellales, Teratosphaeriaceae.